UGUCAAAGAAAAGUGACAUGCGGUUUACAGUUCUAGUAUGAGUGUUCCUGAUAUUUAAAUUUGUUUUUUUUUCAUAUCAUAAUAUAAUUUAUGUAAUGUCUUUAUUCGACAACGCUGUAUUCAAUACAACCCUUUACGAGGCCCUGUAUCUUCAGAUCGGAGAUACUUUGUCGUUCGCGAAAGAUUUCUUUGAUUCUUGUGUGUCGUCAUUACCUUUAGAAAAUUUUCCCAAAUCAUUCGUUAAUUUCAACGAAUUGUCUUUUUACGAGGAGAUUGCGGAGGUUUUUUAUUUCAACGAGUUCCAGUUUUUGUUGUUGAAAACGUUCCUCCUGAUUCUACUGUUCACUUUGUUAUUGAUUUUCGUUUCGUGGCGUGUUUACGGUAAACGCAUUUCAGAACGGUUUAUGAAGCCGGCUACAUCUGCCACAAUCGAACAAUUGAAAGAAAGUGUGUCAAAGUUAAAACUGCCCAAAGAACACACACCCAGAAUCUGAAAAAAUGAAUGACAAAAUAAAAAAAUUCUUUCAAAAGAAGAAAGUUGAUGCAAAAUUUAAAUUGGCUGGACCGGGUCAUAAAUUAAGUGAAUCCACUAUAAGUGCGGCAAGUUCAAACUCUUCUAAAAAUGAUCCGGUACCUAAACGGUCAGGGUUGUCAGAAGAGAGUAAAGUUGCGGCAGAGGCAGCCCUGAUAAGGUUGCAACAGAAGAGGGAAAAUCCGGCAUUUAACACUUCACUUGCUGCUAUACAGGCACAAGUUAAGAAGGAGCUGGAAAAUGAGAAAGCCGCAGCUUCCAAAUUGGAAACAUCUACAUCUGAAGAGAGAAAAGAAGUGGAGAUAGACCUGCCAAGGAAUUUUGCAGCAUCUGGUGUAUUUUUCAAAUGUCCUAUAAUAAGUGAUGAAGUACUUCCACGGGACGAAUGGAAGAAAAACAUAAAGACAUUCCUGUAUGAACAAUUAGAAGAGGAAAGGGGGUUAACAGCCUGCCUUAUAAUACAAUCUUGUAAUAGCAACAGAGAGAAGAUCGAAACAUGUGUUGAAACGCUAUGCAAAUAUUUAGAGAAUAUUACCAACAAUCCGGAUGAAGACAAAUAUCAUAAAAUAAGAAUGUCCAAUAGAGCUUUUUGCGAGCGAGUAAUGCCUAUAGAAGGUGCGAUGGAACUGCUAUUAGCAGCUGGGUUUCUUCAACAAAAGAUAACGAACGCGGAGGGCGUUGAGGAGGAAUUCUUAGUUUUCAACAAGGAGAUUGUGCCCUCUAUGGAAACCUUAACGACGCUAGUGGACGCUUUGCGUACAGCCGAGCCGAUACAGUUAGAGUUGGACAGGAAUCUGCAAGUUUUGCUUCCGUCCCAAGCGGCAAGUAAAGUGCAACUACCGCCGUCCUUCUACGCACUCUCGCCUGAGGAAAUAAAACGGGAACAACAGUUGAGAACCGAAGCGAUAGAAAGGAGUCAGAUGUUGCGCACAAAAGCGAUGCGCGAGAAGGACGAGUUGCGCGAGAUGCGGAAAUACAAAUUCGCCAUUAUAAGGAUACGUUUCCCGGACGGGAUUCUAUUACAGGGCACAUUCUCAGUUUACGAACGCUACAACGAGAUACACGAAUUCGUCCAAAGCAACUUAGAACACAGCGGUCUACCGUUCCUACUAAAUAGCCCUACUGGCCAUAAACUACACAUAGAAGAGGAAGCGAACAAGACCCUUAUCGACCUUCGAUUAGUGCCGGCAACAGUGCUCACUUUCGCCUGGCACCCGUCAGUUGCAGAAGAAAUAAACAACAGUCCAAAUAAAGAUGUAUAUCUCAAGCCAGAGGUAAUGGUAUUGGUACAAGAUAUAUAAUUUCGAUUUAUAUUGUCUUACCGAAUUGUUAAUCAGGGUUUUAUUUUACAUAAUUCACAAAAAAAAUUCGCAUAUUUGCUACAAUAUUACUAAUUGUGUUGGCGAAUUGGCUGUAGGAGGGAGGUUCCGUUAUUUGAUACGUCACUCACCCGACCUCCCCCCUAAGGGAGAUAAUGUGACGAUACAAAUUAAAUAAAUUAAUAUGCAAAUAAAAAUAUCUUAAUGAUAAUGUAUGUCUUACAAGGUACAACCGAUCAAUGUUUUAAUUAAGUUGUGUUUGGAGAACUGUUCGUCACUGAUUAAUAAUGGUUAAGGCACAGCGCAGACUUAUAGCUUUGCUAGUUUAUGAUAAUCGGUAUGCGACAAAAAGUCGUGCGAUUUUUUGUCAGUAAAUAUAUUAUGCUUUAAUAUUUAAUGUUGAAGAAAUAUGAACGCAACCUUCAUUCUGAUGUAAUUUAUUAUGGCAUAGUGUUUCUUUUUAAAACAAGAAAACUGUUCGCACUGUCUUUCAUGCUUCAACUCGUGUAACUCUAAUAAAAAGUAAUUAUAACAUGACCGAUUAUAUAACUCAGUAUUUUAUCAAACAUAAACUCUACAUAGCUUUUAACUCUAUGCAAUUUUUAUUUAUUAUUUGGUAUUACGAAUUUAGGCAGUGUACGUGAUAAAAAUUCGUGCGACUUUAUGUCGGUCGGCAAAUUUUAACUGUUAUUAAAUCCCUCUUUAAUAUUAUGUAUGUUAUUAUUAAAUAUAUUGUGCUCUCACGUCCAAAUUGCUGAAAAAGUUAUAAUUUGAGGCUUUUAAUAAACAUUGUACUAAUAGGAAAAUUUUAUAUCUGUAUGUAUUGAAAGACAUAUAUUGAAGCAAAUUGGAAGAUUUUUUUAUUUUAAAUUAAAAUCUUGUUUAUUUUUUUCUAAGGAAGAUAUUUCUAUGCACUGAUUAUUUCCUAUAGAUUUUUUAAGUUUAUUAAGUGUAAUCACCCUGUAUCGCUUGUUGCUUAUACAGCGUGUUGCAAAACGAAAUUCUCUACCAUAUUCAGAAGAGAAAAAUAAAUGUAAACAAACGAGUAACCUAUUUUCAAUUCUAGAAUUAAUUUUUGCAAAACGUAAUGUGUUGAAACCCGCCAUAGCGGCCCACGUAAGUGUGUCGCGUUCCUGGAUCAGCCUAUGUAUAUCCAGUUCCAACAAGCCGGCAUAAUUGUGUCCACUGAGGUUAGAUAAUCAUCUCUUUAAGUCGAUAUUGUAUCUUAACUCCGCUUUUAAUUAUCAGAUGCAGUCCCUUUGUCAUUCUCUCUAUCUAUAUAUUAAUUUGUUAUACAUAUUUUUUUACUUCCCUAAAUUUGGUGUAAACAUUUUAAUGUUAUUUGCCGCACAAAAACGGAUUUGCCCCAUGAUCCCAGGCAAAAUUUUAUCAAUACUAUUAGAACUAAUCUAUAUAAUAUUAUGUAUAUAAAUGGAAUAAAUAAAAUAAGAGCUAUGCAACUGUUUAUUUAAUUAAUAGAUUUUGCAGAGAGUGUAUAAUACUAUGAUUAAAUGCCAAUUGUUUUGUAUGUUAUAAAUUUUAAAAAUAUUUAAAUACAUAUAAUUCAAGAUCAUUUCGCGAAAAAUCAGUGAAAUAUUGAGUAAAGUAUGUACAAUAUCUGCAAUUCUAUUAAUAAAUAUAUUUUAGUCCGGAUCGAUAAACUUUGAAUAAAGUAUAAACAAAUAUUUCAUAGACUAAAACCCGUAGUGUCGCGUUCCAGGAUCAGCCUGUGUAUAUCCGGUUCCAACAGCUUGAUAAUUGUGUUCGACUGCUGAGGGGUAAUCCCUCGUCACUCGAUAUUCUAUUGGACCCCACUCCAUUCUACCAGAUGCAGUGGGGUUACUAUAGCGUGCACGUAUAAAAAAACUACCUUAAUACAAUUCAUCGCACUCUCCCAAUAUGUAUUUGUUAAUCAAUGGCAAUACUCAAUAGUCAUAUGGGAAAUCUAGAAAAAACUGUACCUACUAUUGUCACCUAAAAGUAACUAAAUAUUAUGUUUUAAUCCCCGAAAGUAAGGAGUAUGCAAAAAUUACAUUUCCCUGAUCUUUCGUAUAUCUAAGCGAGCUUAUUUCCGUCCCCUUAAGUGAUAUAAGCAAAAAAUGUUUCUAGAGUCGAAAAACAGUAAUUUCCAUCAUUCGGCCUACAAUUAUAACCUCCUUGGUUACACACUAUGCUCUUAAGAGAGGAAAAUAACUUCCAAUACAUUGUCUAUGCUUUUUGUUUACAUUUUACGCAAACUUUGUUGGUCCAUAUCAUAUAGAUUAUGUAUGUUAAUAUAUAAUUAGUGCUGCAUAAUAUAUAAUGUAUGGAUAUGUUGGCUCGCGGUGUGCUAGAAAAGAUUUUAAUUGUUCCUCUGGUAUUUUCAUUGAGUAUUACACAUAUUCAUAAAAUAUAUAGCAUGUUUAUUCUUAUCUAUUGAAAUGGAGAAAAAUAUUUCCAUUUCAUAGUAUAAAUUAUAAAAUUUAAAGGCAAUAUGAUGUUAAAGGGGGUGUUUCGUACAGUGCUGUGAAUCGUGACUGCAAAAACGGGCGAAGGUAACUUUGAAACGCAACCGCAAAAACAUAUGGAGGUAAUCGUAACGCGAAUAUCUACCUCGAAAAUUUAUAUGAAUUUAUUCAACUUAACAGUGUUUGUGGUGCUGUAAACAGCAGAUCGCGACUGCAAAAAAGACGGGAGAUCGGUUCGCGGAUGUCUAUGCUGGUAGUUCAUUUUGAAUAAGUCCACUUAUCCCUAUAACUUAGCAGUGUUUGUGGUCAUCAGCGUGUACGAAAUGCCACCUUAAACAUUAUCAAAUUGCUAUGAUGGAAAAUAAAGAUUUCCAUUUGAAAAUAUAUCUUAAUCACAUUGGCACACGGGCUAUGUUAGCUCUUGAUUGAAUUGUUAAAUAUAAAAUAACAUUCGAAGUAUGUGGAUAUAUUCAGUUAUGCUAAUAUUGCACUGUUUAAAUUUAAUAUAAAGCCGCGACAACCAGAGUAGCUUCUAAUACUAUUAAUAUAAUAUUAAAUGCAGGCCUAUGUAUAAUUAUUGAAAGCUAUAAUUUAAAAAAUCAACAUUAUAGUCAUAUAAAUUUCUGGUUAUAAUAUGCUAAGGACCACUAGCGUCUAUUGCAUUAAUUAUUGCACUAAUAGAGAUGAAGCGUUGAUGUAUUUUAUAUUUAUUUAUUUUUCAGAAGACAUACUGAUAAAUAACAUUAAGUUAGAUUACAUUAGUAUAUAAUCAGAUUAUUAAUAACAAGCCUCCACAUUUCAGUGCAAAAAUAUCGAUGUAAAAAAAUGUAACCACAAAUUAUCGUGUUAAUUUUACGUUUUUAACAUUAGGGCGGCUUCAAAUUAACCGCUCGGUACAGCGCGGUAACAGCGCUGCGGUCACGUGGCGCGGUAAAUCUAUAAAAAUUACAAUACAAACGACUCUAAAGUAAAUGGCCUAAGGGGGCUAUUAAUUUGCCUCUAAGUGCCGCACGGCUGCAGCUCGGCAGUUGAGGCAUGUUUUAUAAUAUGGAUUUACCUUUCCUCGUGACCGAAGCGCUGCUGUCGCGCUGUUACGUUGAAGGAGCCCUAACCCAUUUGGCGACAUUAUAAAUAAAGGUCGUAGAUAGAUGCAAACAAAAUAUGCUAUAUUCUUAACUGUCGAUGCGUGAGCAUUGCGUUGCCAUGACAACUGAUUAAUUUAUUCACAGACACUACACACGCGCAACAUUUGUUGUACGCGUCAGUUUAGGGUCCACCUAUAUCUUAACACUUAUUGAGAUUUAAGCUGCCCUGGAUAUCGCGGCGUCAAAUAAAAAUGUAAUUUAUUGUAUGAACGGAAAGUUGAGACUGUUAUGGGCGAUAGAAUCGCUUUUUAUUUAUUUUCAUUAAAUAAAUAUCUUAUAAGAUUGUUAA
Messenger RNA from Manduca sexta (tobacco hornworm), 5732 nucleotides. RefSeq names its product UBX domain-containing protein 6 (gene Gint3). NCBI's taxonomy places the organism in Eukaryota, Metazoa, Arthropoda, Insecta, Lepidoptera, Sphingidae. Gene Ontology annotation, cellular component: cytoplasm. The record is from RefSeq and is a predicted model, not a curated record. The transcript has 9 exons. The coding region runs from base 499 to 1833 and encodes 444 amino acids. Gene Ontology annotation, molecular function: protein binding.